Clonostachys rhizophaga is the source of this 1485-nucleotide messenger RNA. Lineage: Eukaryota; Fungi; Ascomycota; Sordariomycetes; Hypocreales; Bionectriaceae. The record is from the annotation of a GenBank genome assembly.
AUGCGGUCGCUGGUACUAGGUGUCGUUUUCUCGCUGCUUGCUGGACAGGUAGUCGACGCCAACGUUGGCUUUCCCAAGGCGAAGCGAGGGGAGGGAUUCCUCUCUGUGCCUAUUGGGACUGUUGACAGGCCCCAUUCCGCUAAGCGGGAUACCAAGGCUAUCGUGUCUGAGCUGGACAACAGGGAGUUUUUCUACACGACCGACGUCGAGAUCGGAAGCCCUCCUCAGAAAUUGACACUUCUCGUCGAUACUGGAUCCAGCGAGCUCUGGGUAAAUCCGGACUGUGCAAAUGCACCAAGCGAUACCCAAGUACAGCAGUGCAAAAGCUUCGGACGUUAUACCCCGAAAAAUUCCAAGACACCGGCGGUUGGUCCAUUCGGAAACGAGUCAAUCAAAUAUGGCGAUGCCGCAGAUAGCUCGACGCAUACUAGCGUCAAUCUGACAUACUAUGCCGACGAUAUUACACUGGGUGACGCGGUCAUCAAGAACCAGACAUUUGGCACUGUUGUCGCGAGCUCGGGGCAGUUUGCUGGCAUUUUCGGGCUUGCUCCCGACAUGAAGAGUGGAUUUGACGGCAAGGAGCCUUAUAGUUUAGUCCUCAAUUCGAUGCUUGACCAGGGGAUUAUUGCGGCUCGCGUCUUCUCUCUUGACCUGCGCCAUUCGGAGUCCACAACCGGCGCUGUUAUCUACGGCGGCAUCGACAAGAGCAAGUUCAUUGGCACCAUGGAGAAGCUGCCCACCAUUCGCGGUUCGAGCGGAGAGUAUCGUCUCGGCGUGUCGAUCAACACCAUGGGUAUCACAAUCAAGGGACAGAACUCCACCUACCAGCUUCUGGGAGACGACAAGAAAGUAAUGCUGGACUCGGGAACCACCAUCACCCGUCUACGUGAAACAGCAGCCAAGCCAAUCCUUAAAUCCUUGGGGGCUAUACAAGACACCAAUGGCUACUACCUCGUUGAUUGCAAAAGACGAGAGGAAGCUGGCAGCGUCAGCUUCGGAUUCGGAAACAAGACGAUCGCUGUUCCCUUCAGCGACCUGAUCAUGGAUUUCCAAGCGGCUGCUGAUCUAUGUGUAGUCGGCAUUGUUCUGACUACUGAUCAGCAAAUUCUUGGAGAUACCGUCUUGAGGGCUGGAUAUUUCACGUUUGAUUGGGAAAGCGAGUCUGUCCACGUGGCACAGGCUGCCAACUGUGGAGAUAAUGACAUUGUGGCCGUCAGCAAGGGAGACGACCCCGUGCCCAGCGUGACGGGUAACUGCCAAGAAAAGGAUGCCCUUUUCACUGGUGGUCCGAUCUCAACGUCCAGCCAGGCUUCAGCAACACAAACAAGUAGUGGAAGCUCACAGGCCACCCAAUCAGAUGGCUCACAGGAGAACAGUGGGAAUGGGUCUAGCAAUGACCAAGGUGCUGGAGCGCACGUCCAGGUCGUGGCUUGGACGCUAAUGGCAGCGGCUGGUGCUGGCUUUUUCAUGAACUUGCUUGCUUAG